AAGCAUGAGCAAUAGUACAGUGCGCGAGGCAACAGAGAGCCAGAAAGCGUGGCUACCGUGGCACUCACUCGACACACGUGGCUGUGUUUAUAUCGGGAUGAACAUAUGUCCUUUUUAUUCUUCGUGGCCCGUGGUGCGGGAGGUUUGCGGGAAGCAGGGAAACACGAGUAUUGACCUACAGCCCCUAACAAAGGACUUUCUAGAUCGCAGCAGCUUAACCAAUCCCAGAGCUGGGUUUACGUGACGUCGCCUGCUGGGCGGAACAUUUGGUGUUCGUUUGUACUGAUUGGACUUAAGUGUCAUAGCCAAGAAUUUUCUUGAUAAAUUAAAGGUAUUGAAAGGAGAGCUAAUGUCAUUAUAUAAGUAGAUGUCUUGUUAAUACAAAUUAAUGUGUUGCUGAAGGAAAGACUGCGUACGCGGGUUGUGCAGGCAAGGUGAGCGUGGCCGGGUGCCGCACACCGAAACACUUGCAGGUGUUUGUAAAUAUUAACAUGGCUUCCAACUUCUACCACUCCAUGGUGCAGCAACCAACUUUUGUGCCACCUGCACAGAAUUCUGUUCUACCUGAAGCACCCAAGGAAAAAAAGAAAAGAACAAGAAAUCCUGAAAACUGGAAAAAAGAGAAAAGAAAACGUGCCAUCCUGUCCGGCCAGCCGUACGUGAACACCAAGGGAGAACUGGUUGGGCCGAGGGCCAUCGGGCCGGAUUGUAACUGUAAGAAUAAGUGUUUUAUAGCAGUCAACGAUGAGAAUCGGAACGCUAUAUUCAACGGCUACUACUCCCUGAACAGCUAUGAUGAGCAGAAUGCCUACCUUUAUGGCCUUAUUCGCCGCCACGACAUUCAGCGGAAGAGAAAGCCUGUUUCAGAACGGCGGACGUGUUCAUACAAGUAUUAUGUGCGGAUCAAAGGAAAGGAGAUCCAGGUUUGCAAGAAAGCUUUUGCCAACAUACAUGGUAUAUCAGACAAGAAGAUUCGAACACUGUGCAUCAAGCAUGAGCAGAAUAUCUUAUUUCCUCGUGACAAUAGAGGGAGGCAUCGGAACAGACCAAAAAAGGUGACACCUGAAUUGGUGACCUUGAUCAAGCAUCACAUUCUGAAGAUGCUGUCUGGACCUAAUGGUAGUGACUACAUUAAGACAGACAAGAACCAAGGUCCUGAUGUAAAUAUCUCUAAACUUCAUAAGAACUUCCUUCAGCAGUAUGAACCUGAGGCUAUAGAUAUGGAGACUGACAAGGUGAUCAAGGACCAUGAUGCAAAAGUCAAGUCUUGGCUCUACUUCAAAGUUUUCCAUGAAGAAUUCAAGUCAAUGGAUUUCAACACUGUCAAAAGGAAGCUGUCUGACCUCCGUAAGAGCCUGGAAGCCUCUGGAGCUAUCCAAACUACAAAAAAGAAAACUCCUAAGCAAUCUCGCUCCCGGCAGCGCUCACAAGAAGUCCAGAACACUCGCAACACCCCUGCCAACCUAGCAGAGGCACCAGUGCAGACACUGGGUGUGACCAUGUCAGCAGCACCGGGCACCCAGAUGACUGGCUAUAUGGGUAGCCAGCAACCUCAUGCACUGCCUCCCAACAUACAACUGAGUGUACUAGGACUGCAGCACACAGGGGGACCCUUCAAUACUGCUACAGUUCAGCAACCCCAGCAACAGCCACUCAAUCUCCAGACUGGGGGCAAUGGAGGUGGCCAAGCGGGAGAGCAACCUCAGGCUUUGCCCCUCAAUCUUCAUUCCAUGGGGAGCCACAUGCCAUCUUACUACCUCUCUCUUGGUCACAUGUCCAAUCUCAUCUCCUUGCCUGUAUCCUCUGGAGGAGGAAUACAAUCUGCCAACUCUCAGACUGCAAACUUCACUGCACAGCACAACAUGCAACCAUUCAUCCCUGCACACACAGUCAGUGCACAAGCUGAGUCUGGACCAGGAGGAGGACAGGCUCAUGUCAUCCAGGGUGGGGUAGGAGUCACCUAUACUGGUCCACAACACAACCCAAACAUGUACUGAUUACCACAGCCUCCAUGUGAUGAUCAGUGAGUGUCUGUCCUUAUCUUGUAAGAAUACACAGGUAGUGUGUCAGUUAUGCAACUUGAUGAAAGACAAUGUUUAUAUUUUUUUUGCUACAAUAUUAAAGUUUUCUUAAGUGUGGAAAGUUGAGAGGAAAUUCAUCAUUACUAUAGAGUACAUAAAGUAAGCAAACCAUGGCUGUGCUAGAAUAGCUGAUGAAUGAAUCCUUUCCUGUUGCUGUAUACUUUCGUAUUAUGGCUUCAUCACCCACUUAUUAAUACUGGAAGUCUUCAUCUCUGGAGAGUACAUAUACCUCUUGGGUGGGCAUUACACAAACAAUAUUGUAAUGAAUAUAAAUGAAAUCUAAAGUAAUUACUGUUAAUCAUGUUUUUAUAGUAAUUACUAUUAAUGUGUGUUGUAACUAAAUACAAAGCGACAAGUCUGGUACUUUCAGUUUUGAGUUGCUAUUUUUUUUAUUUGUUUGAAUACUCUGCCAUGGCUCACUAUUUUCCUAUACUGGACUGAUAUGAAUAGCCAACUAAAAGAAAUGUAAUUUUCCUUAGGCUAAAUAUAGGCAUGUUCCUUAGUACAAUAAAUCUUGCAAUAACCAGACUCACUAACAUCUGGAUAGAAGCAUACCCUGAUAUUAAACUGGAUACACACUUAUUAAUUAUCCAGACAUACACCAGCUGCCAAUGUUAACUCAGGCAGGGAGCCUGGUUCCUGGUUCCUGGUUCCUAACAGCUACUCAGAGCAUUAGAUUCCUACAUAACAUCAAGAUGAGCUCAUUGGUCCAAGCCAACCAACUCAAGGAAUUCUUUGAUCUGACAAGUGAAAUACAUUUCACUAACAAAUGUCAAACAUCAUUAUGUAAAUGCAGUGCAACACAUUUUAUGUACCACACAGUGCAAUACAUUAAUAUUAUCUAGGGCCAAAGAAUAAUAUUUGAUGAUGUACAGUGAUUAUAACACAAGCAGAAGAGUGGACAUAAUCUUAAUUUCCUGACACAAAUGAUUGUGGUGCAUUAUUAAACUGGUGAAGACUUACUGCUUGAAAACAAAUUCUGGCUCACCUUUUUUUUAGGGUAGCCUUGUGUCCAGUGGAUUGUAAAGUACUAUUGUGUAAUGAUUAUACAGUGCAUGAUGGGAGGGGAACAAAGAAAAAUUAAAGAAAAAAAAGUACAUGAUUGACAUGUACCUAUGGACCUGAAGGCAUGGAUAAUGGAAGAUUUGUAAUACAUACUUUGUAAAAAUAAGGCAUUAUGAGGCCAUCCAUAAAAUCCUCACUCUGUGCCA
Portunus trituberculatus (swimming crab) is the source of this 3292-nucleotide messenger RNA. RefSeq lists its product as uncharacterized. NCBI's taxonomy places the organism in Eukaryota, Metazoa, Arthropoda, Malacostraca, Decapoda, Portunidae. The record is from RefSeq and is a predicted model, not a curated record. The coding region runs from base 492 to 1997 and encodes 501 amino acids. The transcript has 5 exons.